AAUGUCCCUUCAUUGCGGUGACGUUGACAGCUGUGUAUCGUUGUUUACUAACGGUAACCACUAACCCUAACUUACCCGUCCGAGUAACUUAACGUUAGUUGUCCACCUUUGUUAAAGCUCGUCUGUUGCGGGUUAUUGACCGUCGGGGUCUUCUCUCUCUGAAUAACGGGGCAGCGAUGAGUAGCGGUGCACCGGUCAGCCGGUCAGGUUUGCUUUAGACCGGUUUAGAAACUGGUUCACUGGAAACUCUCCAUUUUCGAGGCUGCCUAGAGCGGACGCAUAACUUAAGUAGGUGCCAAAAGAAAGAAGAGAGCUGUUAUGACGAUGGUUUCCCUCGCUUCAGUUGUUUUGUACCACUGUUGCUAUUCGCAGGACGCUUUUUUUAGCUAGCACACUUGCCGGUGGUUUAGCUACUGUGGCCAGCGACCAUUGGAGUAGUUUUCGUCGCCAGUCUUUGUCCGUGCCUUUGUCAGCUAUGGAGACCGCUCAGGUGACUGUGGCUGUGAGAGGAGAAACAUCCCCAGGGGAGGUGAUUGCAGUUGUCGGUAGCUGUGAAGCCCUGGGGAGCUGGAGCCAUGAAAAAGCUGUGACCUUGCAUCCUGAUAGUAAUGAUGGAAAUAUGUGGACUACAACAAUCACUGUGCCUAAAGGAGUGGUUUCCAAGUACCGCUAUUUCAAAGGCUUGUUUCUGGAGUCGAAGCUCAUCAACAGGAAGUGCAGAAACAGAUUUCAACCCAUGGUGGCUGACUGCCCUAAGUGGGAAUUGAGUGCAGGUGGUCCCAGUCAAGUGAUAGUCAAUAAGUGGGAGACCCAUCAACAGCCCCGCACGAUGAGCCCCACAGCGUCACAGCAGACAAUUGAUGAUGGACAAUUUGGAAUUCAGAAUGGGGUGAAUUGUGUUGACUCUGGUUGGCUCACGUGCCAGACAGAGAUUCGCCUGCGUCUGCACUAUUCUAAGGUGCCUCCAGUGUCUAUCACUAAGAAGAAAUUCAAGAAUUCUCGCUUCAGAAUCAAGCUGACAUUAGAGGGCAUUGAGGAGGAGGAAGACGAGGAGGAAGAUGAGCCCAGUCCUUCAUCUUGGCACAAAAUGACCCCCACUCUGGAGAUCAGUGUGAUCAGUGCCAAUGGUUAUAAGUCGCGUCACUCGCAGCCUGAAUGUGGUUAUGGACUGGACCCCUCCCAGUGGACUGAGUACAGUAUCCAUACCAUGGACCCAGACAACCUGGAGCUCACCUUUGAGUUCUUUGAGGAGGACCUGAGUGAACAGGUAGUCCAAGGGGAUGCCCAUCCAGGACAUGCGGGCACAGCUUGCCUCCUCUCCUCUUCUUUUUUGGAGACUGGUAAGGACAACGGAGUAGCCACACUUCCCAUUAUGGGUCGAAAUUCCAGACAGACCAUUGGAAAAGUCAGAGUGGAUUACCUGGUGAUCCGGCCCAUCCAAGGGCUACAGUGUGACAUGAGCUCCUCGUUCACCAAGUACUGGAAGAAAAGAGGCGCUCUGAAUGUGGGGCACAGAGGAGCUGGCAGCACCCACGCAGCCAAGCACCAAAGAAUCAGGGAGAACACAAUAGCCUCAUUUAAAAGUGCUGCCAACCAUGGGGCAGCCUACGUAGAGUUUGAUGUCCACCUCUCCAAAGAUGAUGUUCCUAUUGUAUACCACGAUCUGACAUGCUGCAUAUCCACCAGGAAGAAAAAUGACAAGACUUCUCUCGAGUUUAUUGAGGUGCCAGUCAAAGACUUGACAUUUGAUCAGCUGCAGCUUCUGAAGCUGGCCCAUGCCACUGCGAUAAAAGGAAACAAUGACAAAGAUCUGCUGGACGAUGAAGAUGAAGUCGAUGAGCAUCAGCCAUUCCCGUCGCUCUCACAGAUUUUCCAAGCUAUUCCUGAGCAUGUGGGCUUCAACAUUGAGCUCAAAUGGAUCUGCCAGAUGAAGGACGGUACAUGGGACGGCAACCUAUCGUCCUACUUUAACAUGAAUAAGUUCCUCGACAUCGUCCUGUCCUGUGUUCUGCAGAAAGGUGGAAAAAGACGCAUUGUCUUCUCCUGCUUCGACCCAGAUAUCUGCACAAUGGUGCGUCAGAAGCAGAACAUGUACCCCAUCCUCUUUCUGACUCAGGGAAUUUCAGACAAGUAUCCUGAGCUGAUGGACAUCCGCUGCCAGACUACUCAGAUCGCCAUAAGUUUUGCCCAGAGCGAGAAUAUUCUGGGGAUCAGUGGCCACACAGAGGAGCUGCUAAAGAACCUUAGCUACAUUGCGGAUGCCCAGUCUAAAGGCCUGGUGGUGUUCAGCUGGGGAGAAGACAACAACGACCACGAGAACAGAAGGAAGCUGAGAGAGCAGGGAAUUGAUGGGCUCAUCUACGAUAGAAUUUGUGAAUGCUUGGUCCCGUAUUAUGACUCAAGUUCUUCAGAUUUACCUAUCUGCGAGGAACAAGGAGAGCAGCCAAACAUCUUCAAAGUAGAGGAGCAACACACCCUGCAGGAGGUUAUUACAGAGGAGAUGAGCUCCACCUGUUCCUGCUACUCCAUCCCCUGCUCCAUGGCUCCCUGCAUUGCCUCCAACUCCCAUGCUGGCAGCACUGAGUCCGAUUCUGGCCUCAGCUCCUCAUAAAUGUCCCUUAACUUCUACCUUUCAGUGGACCUCACAGUACAUACACACUCAUGCUGGGAAUGGAUGAUUGAGCAAAAACGUGUUGAAAAGUGACAACUUAGGUUUGCGUGUAUAUAUUCUAAAAUUUGUUGAAGGUUGUUACAAGAUUUUAUCAUUUCUUUCUUUAUACAUGAUCACAAGAGUAAAACCACUUAAACCAUCUCCACUCCACUCUGCUACAGUUACAGAUUGUGUUCAUGGUCUUGUAUCUUCACAAAAGUUUUGUUAUUUAUGCUUUGUAUUAAAAUAGAUGGAUGUUUUGCCAAGAUUUUAAGCCAGUCGUGCAUGUAUUUGUUGUCCUAUUCAGUGAUCAUAACCGGCUGUACCGAGGUGGCAUAAUAGUGGAACAAUGUCAAACUGGGAAUUUAUGCUUGACAGCGGAUAUUUAUUUUGCCAAUAUGUUGCAUCUCUUCAUAGUCUAAGUGCUAAAAUGUAAUUUGUAUGAUAUUUUAAGAGGGUAAACAUUUGAGUGAACUUCGAAUUGUAUGUCAUAAAGUGUAUGAUGCAGGAUUAUGCUGUUUUUCUUUUUCUGCUGUUCUCUCUCUCCUGAUCAUGUAUUCAUUACCUUAAGUAUUACUUUCAUUGUCUUAACUAGCAAUGAGUAAUUCCUACUUAUUGCUAUUUCAGGUAUUGUUAGGUUUACAUACUACACAUUAUAGUACAUGCCUAUCGGUUGAAAGCGCUUGCUCCUCUCCACAGUUUCAAAAUCCUGCUUAUUUACUCGUAAUGAUUAAGACAUUUUAUUUUAAAUGACAUACUGCAUACUGGAAGUACUGUAUCAUUUAUCCCUUUAUCUACUUGAUUUGAGGAAGAGCAGGAGAAUGUUUUAUUUGCAGAAGUGCACAUACAUAUCACAGCCUUAAGGGAAAAAAAUGAUGUCUGUUUCUGUUUUCCUGCCUUUGUUUUUAAACUUUGAUACCUCACUCUUCAUCUAAACUAAACAACUAAACUCAAUUUUAUUGUCAACAGUAAACAAAUGUUUCUGAUAAAUCCACUUUAACAACAACCAUGUUUUUUUUUUAUUGCAUGGCAGAUAAUGUUUUGGCACAAAUUACGGUUGAAAUAGUAAUUUGAACCUUGAAGUGGUGCUUUAGCAUAAUUCAUUGGUAAUGCUGUGUUUUAAAAACAGCAAAACCAUUUCAUUUUAGUAUACUGUAUGUAUAUCUAUCUCAUUGGACAAUCUCUUAACUUAAAACUCUAAUGACAGAGCCAUGCAUGAUCUGUAUACCUGUCUGAAUGAAUAUCCUGAGAGAAUGAACAAGUCUAGUGUAUAAUAUAAACUGCCUCUUCAGGACAGACGAGUGUAAAUGGUAAUGUAAAUAAAAUCAAAACCUAUAUAAUUA
Messenger RNA from Morone saxatilis (striped sea-bass), 3993 nucleotides. It is a transcript of the gene gpcpd1, whose product is annotated as glycerophosphocholine phosphodiesterase 1. Lineage: Eukaryota; Metazoa; Chordata; Actinopteri; Moronidae. Gene Ontology annotation, biological process: glycerophospholipid catabolic process. Gene Ontology annotation, molecular function: starch binding; glycerophosphocholine phosphodiesterase activity. The coding region runs from base 476 to 2611 and encodes 711 amino acids. The transcript has 23 exons. The record is from RefSeq and is a predicted model, not a curated record.